UCUAUUAUGUAUAUAAUAACAUUUAUGGCGAAACUUUUUCCUUAUAUUAUUUAUAUUAGUUAGUACCGGGUAACCCGUAUUGUACCUCUGAACAUUAAACCCCGUCGGGAACCCCUAUUCAACAUUAGCACAGUUUGUAUCUGAACCAAUGAAAACUUGUGUAUAUAUCACGUGUCUACUUCUGUUAGAAAGUUUUGAUUGUUUGGACUUGUAGAAAGCGUGUUGAAAUUUGAGAAAUCCAGUAAUUUUUAUAGUUUCUGCAUUGGAGAUUUGCACUAAGUGUAAGUGACUUGCAGUUUUGUUUUGUUAACUAGUACAUGUUAACAUCCUCGUGGGUUGAAUCAUUGGUACAGUAACUUUGUGCACUCGUUCAGCAGACGCGUCGCGUCAGUGACGAUGGCGGAUUAAACGUGCAAGGCGAUAGUGAUAGGACAUUCAUAUGUGCGCCGUUUGGAUGUUUAUUUGCAACGUCACAACAUAAUGAACUUACGUUUGGACAACGAAAAAUUCCAAGUUUCAUUACGGGGAAAGGGAGGUUUAUGUCUUAGACAUAUUCGUUUCAAUGCAAAAAUUCUGCACUUUGACACAACCCCCGAUAUAUGUUUCAUGCAGAUCGGUGAAAAUGACAUAUCGCCCCGUAGCGAACCAGGGAAAAUCUCAGAGGACAUUUUUUCGCAGACUUGUUAUCUGCGCGACGGAGUUGGCGUAAAAAAAGUUAUCGUUUGCCAGUUGUUGCGUCGGCUGCCAUAUGCGUCCUGUCCACGGUUUAACGAGAUGGUACAGUCAGUGAACCAAUUGCUGAAAGAAAAGUUAUCGGACGUACAAGGGAUUGUGUUUUGGCCACACCGUGGAUUCUGGGAGUCACUGUCAUACAUCUGCCCAGAUGGAGUACACCUGCUAUGUACUCAAGCCAAUGAUCAGCCCAUGAGGAAGUUUCUGUGGAGUAUAAGCAACGCUAUAAUUAUUAACGCCAAAGAUCUCAGCAAACAUGCCAAAGGGCAAAGCCACUUCAAGGAAGCGACCAGCUUCACCCCGGCCCGCUCCAAAGAAGUCCAGUCGUCACAGUGUAGCACCACACAACCCGUCUGUGGAACAAGAGCCUGCAUAGUUGACACCCACCAUAGACUAUGAAAAACUGGCGAGACACAUCGUCCAGGAGCAAGCACGGGCCCAAAAUGCAAACGUUCCCCCAGAACAGACGUCUCCCAAUGCACGGCACCAAAUGGAUGGGACUUGCUAGGACAUACCCACCACUUCCAACCAAGCCAUUUCGAGUGACAAUGUCACCACCAUCCUUGACGCAGUAUUUCAGGAGAUAUCCAGCGGAGGCAUGCAAUCUCCUAAAGUACUGUGCAUACAUCAGGGAGAUUAACAGAUUGCAUGUUGACGAGGCAUGGCGGGGAUAUGAUGAAACUUUUCGCAAGUUAAGAGAAUCCUCCUUACUUCCAUGGCAGCAGCCAGUACCGGAACUGAGGUUGCGGGUUGCUGCCAUGGGACCAAAAUUCUCAGAUAAGUCCCAUCCCCCAUAUGCUAAGAAGUCUAAUUUUCGUCCCCAAAAGGUGUGUUUCGCCUACAACCGGGGUGAUAAAUGUUCAGUCUUCCCAUGUAAAUAUGUCCAUGUGUGUCAGAAUGUGGCAAUAGACAUCCCAGAACAAAGUGUUUUGCUAAACCCAAGCCCCAGCCACACCAACCAUCCCGUACCUCUUCCAAUCCCAGUAAAACCAGCAAUACUACGUAAGGAGCUACUAGGUUAUGAUUCAAAUAAAUCACAAUACUUAGUUGAGGGAUUUUGUAGAGGGUUUAGGUUAGGUUGUGUAGGCGCACCCUCGCAGUUGUGUUAAGUAGGGCCAUAUAAAUAUGUCAGGAAAAAAGCGUCAAUAAACAGAUCAAUUUGUGACAAAUUCUGUAAACACAGCCCUUUUAUACAAAAACAAUAUGUAUAUAUCAUUAAGUGCAUAUUGACCUCUUAUACAUUUUUCACCAGACCGACAGUCUCUACAUCAACUCUGUAUCACGUGAUCAAUCAUCAAGAUAAAAACGUAUCGUAUAUGUAUAAAUCGUUAAAUUGGCACGAUAUCCAGAUAUCAAUGCAAGUUGAAGUUAAUAUAACUUCAAAGCAUAUUAAUUUCUUAAUUUGAAAAGUGCUGAGAGCAAGUUUAUCGUGACUUGUAACAUGUCUAAUUUUUGUAUUGAAUAUGCAAGAUGCAGCGAUUUUUAGACAUACGAAGUUGAAUCUAGCCUGAAAAACAUAUUUUCUGUUGAAGCCAGAACUUGGUCCCCUAACUUUCCUCUGGCACUGAAGUUCACAUGUCACAUAAAUCAAACAUCUUUCACUUAAAAACCUCGGGGUGUCGUGCCAAUAAUGAAAUUUUUAUGUACGGAAACCCUGUUUAUGCAAAUGAGUCCAUUGUGAAAGUAACUAUACGUGUAGAUUAGGGGCGAUAUCAAGAUCACAAUAUAAUAUGGAUAUUACUUUAGCAUGUAUGCUAUAUAAAGAAGAAAUUGAAACUUUUUCAAUAUCAAAGAGAAUUAAUAUAACCCAUUUGACAGAAACUUUUACGCGAUUGCAGUUUGCCAUUUGACAGAGGUGGUAAAUAACGAAACAAUAUUUUGACAUUUCCAACCACAAAAGGACUGUAGAUAUGUACGUCAUGACCUUCGUCGUGACGUAUUUUUCAUUGUGACGUCGUGCAAUAUGCCAGUGCGGUAAAGUAUAUGUAUGUACAUCACUGGUAUUAAACAAUUUAUGGGGAAAGCCUUAACUCAACCGCGCUUGGGAUCUUCACCACAGAAUCAUAAGUCAACUAGGGACCAUGUGGAGGUCAUUAAUGAGUACAUAUUGAAAGAAAUACAAGCACAACGAAUAGCAGGCCCCUUUGAUGAUCCGCCUUGAACAAAUUUUGUUACAUUACCAUUAGGCAUUGUUCCCAAAUCAGAAGUAGGUAAAUAUAGAGUAAUUCAUGACUUAUCAUUCCCCGAAGGUCAGUCAGUUAAUACAUACAUUCCUCGUGAAAAUUCCAAAGUUCAAUAUGAUACAAUAGACAAAGUUAUUUCACUAGUACAAUAUUUUGGGCGGGGGGCUUUUAUGGCAAAAUCUGACAUUAAGGAUGCUUUCCGCAUAGUGCCCAUACAUCCAUCAGACUAUCAUCUUCUUGGGUUUACCUGGAAAAGUAAAUAUUAUGACCGCUGCCUCCCCAUGGGAGCCAGUAGCUCAUGCAAAAUAUUUGAGGAGUUUAGUCAGGCUCUGGUUUGGAUCAUGCUCAACAAAUAUCAUGCAUCGGGGAUAUCCCAUAUCCUUGAUGAUUUCUUUUUCAUUUCAUCCAGUGUCGAAAAAUGUCGGGAGGACUUAUCACGGUUCCUUUUUUGUGUAACCAGGUUAAUAUACCUAUCAAUAUGGCCAAAAAUGUUGCCCCUACAACACAGUUAAUUAUAUAUGGCAUGGAAGUUGAUUCUCUCGUCAUGGAAUGUAGGUUGCCCAGGAGAAAAUUAUAAAAAUUAGCAGCAAGCUCAGUGAUUUCUGUCAUCGGAAGAAUGUACACCUAUGUGAAUUACAAUCCCUUAUAGGCUUGUUAAAUUUUGCUUGUACCUGGCACAGGUAGGGCUUUCUUGCGACGCCUUAUCGAUUUAACUUGUAAUAUUUCAAAACCCUUCCAUUUUGUUUAUCUCACCAAAGAGGCACGUGCUGACCUAAGUAUGUGGUUCCAGUUCAUCUCGCACUUCAAUGGAAAAUCAGUUUCCCUCCCUUAACAAUGGGACUCCUCUGAUUACAUAAGUCUGUACACGGAUGCGUCAGGGUCAAUUGGAUUUGCGGCAGUGUUGGGAUCACACUGGUUUGCGCAGUCUUGGUCGAAAGAACUUGAUCAUUUCCAGAUUGCAAUUAAGGAACUCUUUCCCAUUGUCUUGGCUUUAGAAAUAUGGGGAGGACAACUACAAAAUAGAAGGAUUCUUUUUCUAACCGACAACAUGUCAAUAGUACAAAUCAUUAACAAACAAUCUAGCAAAGACAAAACUAUCAUGAUACUUAUCAAGAGGCUUGUGCUUGCUGGCCUUUACAACAAUAUUCACUUCAAAGCCAAACAUAUUAGGGGAAAUUGAAUGUAAUUGCAGACAAGCUAUCUCGUUUUCAAUUCCAGGCAGCUCGGCAACUAGCACCGGAUCUGGAGGAAUGUCAGAUACUCAUCCCACACUCUCUUCUACACAUUUAGCACAUGGGGCACGGACACUUUUAUCAGCAUCCUUGGCAUUAUCAACUCAAUUAGCGUACCGGCGAUCAUGGCAACUCUUGCAAACAUUUCAAGGUCAGAGAGCUUUACCCUUGCGUGUGGUUGACAUAUCCAACUUUAUACCCCACUUGCAUGCAUCCCAUUUUAGUGCAAGUACAGUUUCUUCCCAUUUUUCUGCCAUAGGCUAUGUACACAAGAUGCUUGCAUUACCGGACCCUACACAGCUGUUUAUUGUGAAAAAGAUACUAAGGGGUUAUCACAGGUUGUCUCCCACAGUGGAUUCACGCCUGCCAAUUGCCAGAUAUAUCUUGCUUCAGAUUAUCAAGGCUAUACCCCACACCAUUUCUGUUUUGGAUUAUCGUAUCAUGUUAGAAGCCCUUUUCUCUAUUUGUUUUCAUGCUUUCCUUAGAUUGGUGAGGUCACAGUAAAACAAGGCAUUACAUCAGAUAAAGUCAUUCACCUUCAAGAUGUAGAGUUUCAAUACAAUGGCUCCAUUCCCUCCAGAGUGCAAUUAGUAUUGCGCUAUUUCAAAACCCAAAAAAUGAAUAAGCCUGUCACAAUUUGUGUAGAGGGCUCCCCCACACUGGACCAUUGCCCCGUAAAAUCAUUACACCCUUAUCUGUCGCAUUCAGGUCAUACAUCUGGUCCACUUUUUCAAUAUAGAGAUGGUUCUCCGAUUACGUACAAUUAUGUUUCCAAAGAACUUUCAAACAUCAUUAAGUAUGUCAGUCUCAAUCCUGCACUAUACAAAGGUCACAGUUUUCGCAUUGGGGCAGCAACAUAUGCAGCACAAAAAGGGUACUCGGAGAAUUAUAUCCAACAAUUAGGUCGCAGGAACUCUAAUGCCUUGAAACGCUAUAUUCGCAUACCUACACUUUCUCUUUGAUCACUUCACCUCUCCUGAAUCAGCCCAUUCGUUGGUGAAGUUCAAAUAUGCAGGUCCGUGUUUAACUGCUGCAUCAAGUUGUUGGCUCAUUUCACUCAUUGGCUGUACCCGGUUUCUUUCUAUACAGGCCCAUUUUUCACCAUAUAUCACUUUUACCAAAAAUGCCAGUGUCCUACUACCCAAAAAAUGGGGUUUACCAUGCACGUCAGUGUUUAAGUGUCGCAAUUAUGAGGUCAUUAUGCAGGUCAGUGUUUAACCGCUGCAACAACGGGGGUUACCAUGCAGGUCAGUGUUUAACUGCUGCAACAAUGGGGUCACCAUGCAGGUCAGUGUUUAACUGCUGCAACAAUGGGGUCACCAUGCAGGUCAAUGUUUAACUGCUGUAACAACGGGGGCUACCAUGCAGGUCAGUGUUUAACUGCUGUGGAAAAAAACCCAAUCCAUUUCCCUUCCCACUUUAAAGUACCUGUUUUAGGCAUAUUUGCGUGCUGACUCACCAACAGGGUCCAACCGAAAUAUCCAUUAAUUACCUCCGUUAUGGUUGAAUUGUAGUUAAGUUUUUCACAACUUAUGUAUAUAAAUGUUUGAAUUUGUUACACAAUUUACAAGACAGCUCACCUUGGAUGGCUCUGAAUAUGAUUUGUUAAUCAUAUCUUUGGCCCUUUUUGUUCGCCAUCUUUUUGCUUGUUGUACAAUUUGGAACAAGUUUCCAAGGUCUGUAUUUUAACUAGUCAUUGUUUGUUAUUUGUGAUAAUCAUGUAUGGGGAAAAUCAGGACAGAUGUGUUGAAAUCCUAUGUAAUUACAUUGUAUGUAUCUACUGAUUUUCCCCUGGUUGAACUGGUCAGUACCAUAUUUAUCUGUGAAAUUAUCUAUAUGGGAGAAAUCAGAAAUGAUGGGUUUAUAUAUUGUGCAAGAUUAUGACAGUGUUUGUGGAUCGCUGAUGUCCCCCCUUCUUUGUAUUAACCUUUAUCUUCGUCAUGUGUUGUCUAAAAUAAAUGACAUAUUUCAUUCUCAUACACUUUUACAGUGUUGAUUUUUAAAGCAAAAACAAGCUUAGGUGAGCUAUCCUCUUGAAAAGGAAAUAGUAUGAGACAUAAAUAGAUAUCAUGGUAUAUUGGGUUUUAACGUUUGCUGGUUUCUUUAUAAUUUAUUUUGUUUUAUUUUGAGGAAAGAAAAUGUAGAUUUCAUUUUUUUUAAACGUAAGAUUAAAGCAAAUUUAAAGA
Molecule: messenger RNA, 6333 nt
Organism: Ostrea edulis (European flat oyster)
Lineage: Eukaryota; Metazoa; Mollusca; Bivalvia; Ostreida; Ostreidae
Exons: 3
Coding region: 1128-1841 (237 amino acids)
Source: RefSeq, a predicted model, not a curated record